Cladophialophora immunda is the source of this 1255-nucleotide messenger RNA. RefSeq lists its product as uncharacterized. NCBI's taxonomy places the organism in Eukaryota, Fungi, Ascomycota, Eurotiomycetes, Chaetothyriales, Herpotrichiellaceae. Bases 45 to 1178 code for a protein of 377 amino acids. Gene Ontology annotation, molecular function: 3'-5'-RNA exonuclease activity. The record is from RefSeq and is a predicted model, not a curated record. The transcript has a single exon.
CAUCUGCUUCAUAUUCCCCGGCGAAUUUGCCCAAAUACUUCAAAAUGGGCGAUGCAUCUUGCCCACCAGAACUCAUGCCAGGGGAGGUAGCAACGCAGGAGGUGUCGUUAUCUAGUGUGCUCCCGGUCAGGAUCUUGACUCACAACAUUCGCUUUGCGACCGACACACCCGACGAGAGCGAGAAGCUCUGGCCAGACCGCUUCCCUUACCUCUCGAGCCACUUCAAGUACCACACGCGCCCACACUUCGCUCCCCAGUCAACGCUGGUGUGCAUGCAAGAGGUGCUCCACGAGCAGCUGUUGGACCUGCACAGUCGGACGUUCAACACCAAUACCUCGUCGUCGUCGUCGUCACAAGCUUGCGGUGAUGACAACGACUGGACCUACGUCGGGGUGGGCCGCAACGACGGCCAAACCAAAGGAGAGUACAGCCCCAUCUUCUUCCGCAAGUCCGCGUGGAAAUGCAUCCAUUUCGAAACAGUCUGGUUGAACGAGACCGGCGAAGUGGGCAAGAAGGGCUGGGACGCAGACAGUGUCCGCAUCUUGACGUGCGCCGUGCUGGAGUCGGUGCUGGUCAACGACACUGCAGAUGACCACCUGCCCUCGACUUCGACCACGUCGAUAACGGCCUUGGGCGAACAAGCCAACCGGCUCAUUCUGGCCAUGAACACCCACCUCGACAACGAGGGCCAGAUAUCCCGCCGCGAAUCCGCCAAACUCAUCCGCCGGGUCGCCUCCCGCCUUCGAUCGCAGUACAGUCCGACAUUCACCUUCUUGACGGGGGAUCUGAACAGCCACCCGGACGGAGACGCCUACCAGAUCCUCAACGCCCCCGGGUCCGGGUUCGUGGACACCCGCCGCCUCGUCGGGUCGGACAACAACAAGGACGGCAAAAUGUACGCGUACGGGAACGAACUCACGUUCACAGGGUUCCCUCCCAAUCCCGCCGCCGAGGGCAGGGAACGGAUCGACUUUGUCCAUCUGGGAAUUCCAGUCGAGGCAAGCCAAGACGAGGGAGAAGACGCUGGAGAGCAGGCGGCGAGAUCGGGACAGGGACAAUCUUAUGACCAAGUCGGGGAAAUGGUGCAAGGCUACGGCGUCCUGCCGAAUCGCUUCGACGACAAGGUGUGGAUGAGCGAUCACCGCGGCGUGGUCGUGGAUUUGCUUGUGAGGUUUUGACAAUACUUACUUAGCAUGGGCGAAGGAAGAAAAGGUGAUACGGCAAUCUAUGCAGGAAGAUAUCAACCAGGAUUGGU